AUGGAUUUAUCACUGCAAGAAUAUGAUUCCACACAAUUUUGUUUUCCUGCACUGAACAAUUCUUGCAUAAAAAACACAAACAGCAUAAUCACACAGACAAUGUUGUAUCUCAUUUUGUUGUCAGCGAUGAUUGUGACCAUUCUAGGAAACUCAGUGGUCAUCAUCUCAAUAGCGCACUUCAGACAGCUCCAAACACCCACCAACAUACUGGUGAUGUCUCUGGCUCUGGCGGAUCUGCUGCUGGGAGUGAUGGUCAUACCGUUCAGUAUGGUUCGCUCUGUCGAUGGCUGCUGGUAUUAUGGAGAAGCCAUCUGUUUGUUUCACUCCAGUUUUGACUUGUUUCUCACAUCUGUGUCUAUUUUUCAUCUCAUUUUUAUUGCUAUUGAUAGAUAUCAGGCCGUGUGUCAUCCGCUUCAGUACCCUACACGAGUCACUAUACCUGUUGCUUGGGUCAUGGUGCUGUUAAGCUGGAGUUUGGCUGCUUUGUAUUCUUUCGGCCUUGUGUACUCAAAAGCCAAUGUGGAAGGAAUGGAUGAAUAUUUUGCAUCGAUAGACUGUAUAGGAACUUGCAAUCUCUAUUUCAAUGCAUUGUGGUCAGUUUUAGACACAUUAUUUACUUUCUUUGUGCCUUGUUCUGUCAUGAUCGGACUGUACGCCAGGAUUUUUUUUGUGGCUAGAAAGCAUGCAAGAAACAUUGGUGACCAGCAUGAACAUGAGAACACGUUUAAGACUUCUCGAAAGUCUGAGCGCAAAGCAGCAAAAACCCUCGGUAUUGUCGUGGGUGCUUUUAUUCUUUGCUGGUUGCCAUAUUUUAUCAACUCUAUGAUGGACCCUUACCUGAACUUUUCCACUCCAUUUGAGCUCUUUGAUACAUUUAGCUGGUUAGGCUACUUUAAUUCUACCAUAAACCCCAUUAUAUAUGGACUUUUCUAUCCAUGGUUUAGAAAAACACUUUAUCUUAUUGUAACACUGCGAAUAUUUGAACCUAACUCCUCUGAUAUUAGUGUUUUCACUAUUUGA
Molecule: messenger RNA, 1020 nt
Organism: Triplophysa rosa
Lineage: Eukaryota; Metazoa; Chordata; Actinopteri; Cypriniformes; Nemacheilidae
Product: trace amine-associated receptor 13c-like
Exons: 1
Coding region: 1-1020 (339 amino acids)
Biological process (GO): G protein-coupled receptor signaling pathway
Cellular component (GO): membrane
Molecular function (GO): trace-amine receptor activity
Source: RefSeq, a predicted model, not a curated record